Pogonomyrmex barbatus (red harvester ant) is the source of this 6126-nucleotide messenger RNA. It is a transcript of the gene ATP8B, whose product is annotated as ATPase phospholipid transporting 8B. Gene Ontology annotation, biological process: Golgi organization; phospholipid translocation. Gene Ontology annotation, cellular component: trans-Golgi network; plasma membrane. The record is from RefSeq and is a predicted model, not a curated record. NCBI's taxonomy places the organism in Eukaryota, Metazoa, Arthropoda, Insecta, Hymenoptera, Formicidae. Gene Ontology annotation, molecular function: ATPase-coupled intramembrane lipid carrier activity; ATP hydrolysis activity; magnesium ion binding.
ACGACGACGACGACGACGACGACGACGACGACGACGGAAUGGCAGCGAUGACGGUGAUGGUGGUGAGGAUGGUGACGGUGCCGGUGCAACGUGAAAUGAAAAACGGUGUCCACCCAAUUACCGGCUGAUCAAACUCGCGACUCCAUUCUUAUAUCCCAAGGGAGAGAGAGAGAGAGAGAUCUCGCGUGUCUCGUUAUCUUGACAAUAAUGACGACGAUGAUCAUUCGAAUGUCCACCUCGAUCAUGUUUCCGUUUUAAUCAUCGGAAUCAGGUAAACGUAACGCAAUCGAGAAGAUUCUCGAUGAUACGAGACGGAGACGGCGAUAGUGUGAUGACACGAAUUCAUUAUCACGCAUGUCGACGUCAUCGCACCUACAAUCAUCUUUUCAUUCUGAUUUGUCAGCAAUCGAGGGGUUUGUCAGGGCAUUGAUACGGUGACACGACGAUUCCGAAACCGUCGUCUAUUAGCAGCUACGAAUCUUUCACGUUGAUCCACGUAUACGCUCGGGAUAACCAACGUUGACCUCAUCGCGACGGCGAUCGAUUGCCGUUUAAAAGCCUCACGGGCGUUCGUACGCACCUCGUCGCUGCACGCGCAAACGAUACUACUGCAAACAGGAGUAGUGAUUACAUCAAGGAAGAUUUCGAGACAUUUUAUGAGAGGAACGCUUUCGUACAAAAAGCAAAACUUUCGCGAAUUCAAAUUCCCGUGGACUUAUUUGAAACGCUGAGAAAAGUCGGUGGGAUUCCCUCGCGGUUUCUUCUCGCGGUGACGAACAAUUUCGUUCUAUUGGAUAAAGACGUACGCUUUGUAGUGGUACGCAGGGUGUCGAGCACGGGGUGUCGAGUGCUCGGGCCCUACGGAGAGAAUGUCGAUUGAACGACCGGGUCACUGGAACGAGAAGCAGUCGAGUGGAAACGGUGCUGGUGCGGUGACCAGGUACGACCGAAUUCGGAUCGCGAGGUGCCAGCUGGUGGACUAAUGCAGCCCCGCGAUGAUCGCCGGGGACGAGAAGACGGUGGUGGGUCCCAGGUGGAAGAACUAUGUAAGAGGCGAAACGCGAAGCAGGGGAGACGAGAUCGUCUCGCCGCCGGUGGCGGCGUGGCUCAGGUGCCAGAAGGUGGCAGAAGAGGUGAGGGACUGCGACGGCGAGGUCGAGUCAACGGAUGCGACGACACGUCGCGGUACCGCGAGGAUGACGGCGACGACAAUGACGGUGUCCAGGAACAGCGAGGCGGGCGAUCAACGGAGGUACUCGACGCAGGAGGCCGAGGAGGACGACGAUGGCGGUGGUAGCAGCCGUAGAAAGCGGAAAAAGCGACGGAAAACGCAGCGAAACAAGCAGCAAUUGCAGUUGCAGCAACCGCAGCUGGAGGUCGGCGACGAUCAGCAGCGACCGCAUGCGAUACUCACCCUCGCCUCGUCAUCCGACGAGGUGGAAGCUGUGGGCGAGUGUUCAAAGAGGGAUUCGUCUAGUAGUUUGGGCGGCGGUAGCCGGCACAACACCCUGCGGGAGUCCUUGCUGACGGUGUUGGGCAAGUUGGUAAUUUGGAAGGGCACCAGGUACCGCACCGCCACCGCCGCAUCGUCCUCCUCGUCGGCGCCACCGAAUUCGCCACCCGCCACCGAGUGCAUUGGUCGUAGCACGUCCUUCUUCUCCAGCGAAACAGAGAGGCGGAUUCGCGCCAACAAUCGCGAGUACAACUCACAGUUUAAUUACGCGAAUAAUUACAUCAAGACGUCCAAGUAUUCGGUUCUGACGUUCCUACCAUUGAAUUUGUUCGAGCAAUUUCAGCGGCUCGCUAACUUUUACUUCCUAUGCCUGUUGGUGCUUCAGAUGAUUCCCGCCAUAUCCUCUUUAACCCCUAUCACCACAGCCAUACCGCUUAUAGGGGUACUCACGCUCACUGCCGUCAAAGAUGCCUAUGACGACUUUCAACGGCAUAGCAACGACUCUCAAGUAAACAAUAGGAAAUCCCAGACAUUGCGGGGUACUAAUCUUCGUGAAGAGAAAUGGUCGCAGGUUCAAGUCGGCGACGUAAUCAGGAUGGAGAACGAUCAGUUUGUCGCAGCGGAUGUUCUGCUGCUAUCGACGAGCGAGCCAAAUGGCCUCUGUUACAUCGAAACAGCAGAAUUGGACGGAGAGACGAAUUUAAAGUGUCGUCAGUGCCUGCCCGAAACUGCCGAGAUGAUGGAUAAUCACGAAUUGAUUGGCCAGUUUGAUGGAGAGAUCGUUUGCGAAACCCCUAAUAAUUUAUUAAAUAAAUUUGACGGAACGCUCACGUGGAAAGGACGAAAGUACGCGUUGGAUAACGAUAAGAUUAUUUUACGGGGCUGUGUGCUCAGGAAUACGCAGUGGUGCUAUGGCAUGGUGAUCUUUGCGGGCAAGGAUACCAAACUGAUGCAAAACUCAGGGAAGACCAAAUUUAAGAGGACCUCUAUAGAUAGACUGCUGAAUCUUCUCAUCAUUGGAAUAGUGUUUUUUUUACUUUCUUUAUGUUUAUUCUGUAUGGUCGGCUGUGGUAUUUGGGAGAGUCUUGUGGGCCGUUAUUUCCAAGUGUAUCUACCGUGGGACUCGUUAGUGCCAAACGAGCCCAUAACCGGUGCCACAGUAAUUGCCCUACUCGUGUUCUUUUCGUACUCUAUUGUACUGAACACGGUGGUGCCAAUCAGUUUGUAUGUGAGUGUCGAAGUUAUUCGAUUCGUUCAGUCGUUUUUGAUAAAUUGGGACGAGGAAAUGUAUUACGCACCCACGAAAACGCACGCUAAAGCAAGGACUACCACGUUAAACGAGGAGCUGGGUCAAAUAGAAUACAUAUUCUCUGACAAAACCGGAACAUUGACGCAGAAUAUAAUGACUUUCAACAAGUGUUCUGUGGCAGGCAAGUGUUACGGCGACAUCAUUGAUGAAGUUACCGGCGAAGUCAUCGAUUUAAGUGAGACGGACAAAGCUGUUUCAACACCGAUGAUGCAGUGGAAGAGUGGGCAGGAAUUCGUACGUCCAGUUUAUACACCAUUAAGUGGUCCGAAUGUACGUCUUCUGGAACAAGCAGACAGAGUGUCUAAUACAACACCAGAACCCGGGAUCAACGGCAGCCCAAAGAUUCCACACAAAUCUUCAACAAUGCCACCUUUGGAUUUUUCAUUUAAUAAGGACUACGAACCAGACUUUAAAUUCUACGAUCCGGCGCUACUUGAAGCCGUGAAACGGGAAAAUCAAGAUGUCCACAGUUUUUUCAGAUUGCUUGCACUCUGUCAUACCGUUAUGCCGGAAGAAAAACAUGGCAAGAUCGAAUAUCAAGCACAGUCACCCGACGAAGCUGCCCUAGUAUCUGCAGCUAGAAACUUUGGUUUUGUCUUCAAGGAAAGAUCACCCAAUAGUAUAACGAUAGAAGUAAUGGGAAAGAAAGAGAUAUACGAACUUCUCUGCAUUCUGGAUUUUAAUAACGUGCGAAAGAGGAUGUCCGUGAUUUUAAGAAAAGAUGGACAUCUCCGAUUGUACUGCAAAGGAGCAGAUAGUGUUAUUUAUGAGCGAUUAAAGAAGGACAGCGAAGAAAUAAAGGCGAAAACAUUGGACCAUCUAAACAAGUUUGCAGGCGAAGGCUUAAGAACACUGUGCCUUUCCGUGAGAGAUUUGGAUGAAAGUUUUUUUAAUAAUUGGAAACAACGCCAUCAAGAAGCAGCGUUAAGCCAAGAAAAUAGGGACGACAAGUUGGAUGCAAUUUACGAAGAGAUAGAAAAAGAUAUGUCGUUACUGGGUGCUACUGCUAUCGAAGAUAAAUUACAAGAUGGUGUACCUCAGACUAUCGCCAAUCUGAGUCUCGCUGGUAUUAAACUUUGGGUAUUAACUGGUGACAAACAGGAAACAGCUAUCAAUAUCGGAUACUCAUGUCAGUUAUUGACAGAUGAUCUCACGGAUGUCUUCGUGGUAGACGGCACUACUUACGAUAGCGUAGAGUCGCAAUUAAUGCGAUAUUCAGACACCAUCAAGACGGCAUCGACUCAACAGAAACGGCCAACUCUCUCCAUUGUCACAUUCAGGUGGGACAAGGAAAGUGAUACCGAAUACAAUCCUAGGGACGAACAAGAUGAGCAUGAGAUGGAACAAUCGACAGGAUUUGCAGUAGUUAUCAAUGGACAUUCUUUGGUGCACGCAUUACACCCACAGUUGGAACCGCUUUUUCUAGAAGUAUCUAGCCAAUGUAAAGCUGUAAUAUGUUGUCGUGUGACGCCAUUGCAAAAGGCAAUGGUCGUCGAGUUAAUUAAGAAAAAUAAGUCUGCGGUGACUCUAGCAAUUGGUGACGGCGCCAAUGAUGUCUCGAUGAUAAAAACAGCUCAUAUCGGUGUUGGCAUUAGCGGGCAAGAAGGAUUGCAAGCAGUAUUAGCCUCUGAUUAUUCUAUAGGACAAUUUAGAUUUUUGGAGAGGCUACUUCUAGUUCAUGGCAGAUGGUCGUACUAUAGAAUGAGUAAAUUUCUUAGAUAUUUUUUUUAUAAGAAUUUCGCAUUCACGCUCUGCCACAUCUGGUUUGCUUUCUUCUGUGGAUUCAGCGCACAGACUGUAUUUGAUCCUAUGUACAUUUCCGUCUACAAUCUCUUUUAUACCUCGUUACCAGUCUUGGCGGUUGGCAUUUUCGAUCAGGAUGUUAACGACAAGAACAGUUUAAUGUAUCCAAAACUAUAUGCACCAGGAUUGCAGAACUUGCUCUUCAACAAGAAGGAAUUUUGUUGGAGCGCUUUACAUGGUUUUUACGCUAGUUGUGUAUUAUUUUUAGUACCUUACGGGACAUACAAAGACGGGGUGUCACCCAAGGGUUACGUACUUUCUGAUCAUAUGCUGCUGGGCAGUGUAGUAGCCACUAUAUUAGUUAUAGUCGUGACCGUUCAAAUAGCUCUCGAUACAUCAUACUGGACGAUUUUUAACCACAUUAUGGUGUGGGGCUCGCUCAUCUGGUAUUUUAUUUUAGAUUAUUUCUACAAUUUCGUUAUAGGUGGUAGUUAUGUCGGCAGUCUUACGAUGGCCAUGUCGGAGGCAACUUUUUGGUUCACUACAGUGAUAUCCUGUAUAAUUCUCGUGAUACCGGUCCUGUCAUGGCGAUUCUUCUUCAUGGACGUUAGACCGACGCUGUCCGAUAGAGUCAGACUGAAGCAAAGGCUGGCACAACUGCGUUCUCGUCAAAGCCAGGAUAUACUGCGUACCCCGUCUACGAGACGUACGCGGCGAUCUUUGCGUUCGGGUUAUGCCUUCGCUCACCAAGAGGGCUUCGGCAGGCUUAUUACAUCUGGGAAAAUUAUGCGCAAAUUGCCAAAUGGUGCUGAUUUUAAGUUUUCUAUGCCAUUUACGAACAAUGUUACGAAGCAGGUUAAUGUUGCUACAACAUCACCAAAGGAUAACAGUGCAUCUAGAAAUUCGCACACACUGGACACGAUCAAUUUAUAAUCGUUUAGAUAUUUUAAUCAACUUGGUGGACACUAAAGUACAGAUGACUAGUGAGGUUCUCUUAAUUUACUUAGUUACGGACAUUAAACCAAAAUUAAAUGCGUCGAAUUUAUUGAUCCCGGUGUAUCCCAUUGAAAUCGUGUUCUUUUCUUUCUUUUUUUUUGUGUUAAUUAAGAGUUGCAAGAGCAAGUAGUCGUGUACAGUAUUCGAGAGGAUCUCGAGAAGCAUCAAUAUCUGUGAUUAUUAUAUUUAAUUUAAACAUUUAUUUAUUCGAGGAAAAUUUUGAUCAAUUAGAAUUUUUAUUAUGAUCUAUUUCUAUAAUGGAUGCCUAUGAACAACGAUAAUAAUGUUAAAAUAUAAAUGUAUGUAACUUCGUUAAUACAUACAUCUAACGCAAUGAAUUCCAGUGGGAUACAUUGAGUAUACUAUAAUAGAAGUAGCAUAUGCUAUUUACAUCUAUACAUCACUGUUAAGCAUUUAUAUAUGUUAUAAUUAUUACUUAAAUGUUAUAUAUUUACGUGUUCAAUAUUUUUUAAAUUAUAUUUUUGCACUUUUGCCAAGUACACAGAAUAUGCAUACUUGAUUUAACAUUUUGUUGACACAAUGAUCAUGUACGUAAAUAGUAAUAUAUUUUAUGAUAAUUAUAUACUGUAUAGAAAAAUAGCUUAUGCUACAAUAUAGACUAAAA